Molecule: messenger RNA, 7701 nt
Organism: Bursaphelenchus okinawaensis
Lineage: Eukaryota; Metazoa; Nematoda; Chromadorea; Rhabditida; Aphelenchoididae
Source: the annotation of a GenBank genome assembly
AUGCGAGAGCGAAAUCAUUGGCUAAAAUACAUACCAGCUCAUCAUCAAGCAAGAAUGGGGAAGAGAACGCGAAAAGACAUGUUCGCUGGGCAUGAGCAGUUCGAGGAGGAGAUGAGGACAAAGUUGAAGGAGUUCCGAGCAUCGGAUGUUCAGGGUAAGGUUUUUGAUUAGUUUGUUGGUUUUUAGGUAUUAAAUGAGAUUGUUUGAGAUGUGAAACCAUUUGAAUGAUGGGCUUUUUUGAUGAACUGUUAUCUAAAAUUUGACUUUUUUCAAAAAAUAACCCAAUUAACCUCACUUCCACCUUCAGAAGUCAUUCUCCAGCCGAUGACUCGAGAUGAACGUGUCAUUGUUCACAUCGUUGCCAAGGAUUAUAACCUGAGAACCCAUUCAUUUGGCGAAGAACCGAAUCGACGAACUCGUGUCACAAAAGCCUUCUUCGAUCGAGUUGUCGGCCUAACUGAUACUCAAAAUCUGUAUCUGGAUGCGGAUCAAAAGCAGACGAUCAAGAAGCUGUUUGUGGAUAAACCACUUCAGAUCGAGGAGCUAGAGGAACAUCAGAGGGCUGAUAUGAAGAGUAAGUGGGCUGGAUAAUGAGUUUUUAGGGACGGGUAAGAUUCAGUGGAGUAGGGGUGAGUAGGGUAGAAUAUGGGUAGGGUAGAGUAUUUAUCAUAACUUUCAUUUAAGUGCGUCACAACGUGAAUCGCUCAAAAACUUCAACCUCAUCGACGGAACAAGCUGUAGCACCACCAUCUCAAUGCACCGAACAGAUGCGGCACUUCCGCCGAACUCUACCAACCUCACAAUACCGAGAUGAUAUCUUAAACCAAAUUGAAGCGAACAAUGUGACAAUCAUCACGGGCGGUACAGGGUGUGGUAAAACCACCCAAGUUCCACAGUUUUUGUUGGAGGAAUCGAACGAAAAGCGAAAACCCAUCAAAAUCGUGUGUACUCAGCCAAGAAGACUGCCGGCUAUCGCGGUGGCCGAACGAGUGGCCAAGGAGAGGAAUGAAAGGCUAGGGGACACGGUUGGAUACCAUAUCAGGUUGGAGCAGAAGUAAGUUUUUUUGGAUUUUGUUUUUGGUUUUAGGGUAAUUGGGAAGGCGUGAGGAUUCAGCAAUGAUUUUGUGAUCUAAAACAAUUUUUUUGAGGACUUUUGUUACCUAAAAUAGUGUUUUUGAUGAUUUUGUUACCGAAAAUAGUGUGUUUGAGGAUUUUUGGUAUCUAAAAUAAUGUUUUUGAGGAGUUUUGUUACCUAAAAUCUUUAAAAAUCAAUUUUUAGAACCUCCAAUAAUACUCUGCUGACCUACUGCACCAGUGGAGUACUACUACGAAUGUUGACAGUCGAUGACGUAGCCAAAGACAUUACCCAUAUCAUACUGGAUGAGGUACACGAAAGAGAACAGAACACUGACUAUCUUCUCAUCGUACUUAGACAAGCACUGAAGAAACGCAACGAUCUGAAAGUGAUUCUGAUGUCAGCCACGAUGGAGGGGAAUCGAGAAACGUUUUCGAAUUACUUUCACAAUUUCACAUUGAGCUUCAUUGACAGUAAGGUUUUUAAAUGAUUUUUGAGUGGUUUGUUUCCUAAAUUUGUGGUUUUUGAGGUUUUUGUUACCUAAUAACUGUUUUUGAGGAUUUUUGUUGCUUAAAAUAAUGUUUUUGAGGAUUUUUUGUUACCUAAAAUAGUGUUUUUGGACAUAUUUGUUACCUAAAAUGGUGUUGUUAAUCAUAAUUUGAAUUUUGAUAAACGAUGAGUUUUUAACUUUUUGUUACCGAAACCAUAAUUUUUAUUCAUUUUUGUUACUUAAAACGUUUUCUUUAUUUGCUAUCUACAUUUUGCAUUUUCAGUCCCAUCUCGACUUCAUUCCGUCCAAAAGUUCUUCCUCGGUGACAUUCUGGCUCUUACCGGCUACCAACCUCAGUCAAUAUUCGGCACCGGCUUUGGUGACAACACCUUUGGUAACACGUUUUCGAUAUCAGAAUUCGACUAUCAAAAGCCACAAACCUCGGGAUUUGGCAGUUUUAACGAUUACAACGACCACCUCCAUCGUUCCACCACCGUUCCAUCAAAUCUUCAAGCAUACCACAACACCACUGGUCACCACGGCUACUACGAUUCUACGUUCUUCUUGACUAAUCAAGCCAACAACUACAAUGGGUAUGGUCACGGUAACGGGUAUACCUACAAUAACGGCUGGAACGGCGAUUACGGUACGUACCAAGACCAUCACGGUACGACGUAUCACGAUUCAGCAGCCUAUCCGACUGUUCCAACUAAAAAUGGCUUUGACAGCGUGCAACAUCACGGCACGGCACAGUUGAAGACCUUCUUUGACCCGAACGACACGAGCCGUGCCAACGUGAGCAACAAGGAACAACUGAUCGAGUCGUACUUAAACAAUGGUGGAGCACAGUGGACGGAUGCGGUGGACCCGGACCUAACAGCCGAAGUGAUCAGGUUCUGUCUGGGAAGCCCGUUAGACGGCGCAAUACUAGUGUUUCUACCAGGCUACGAUGACAUAUUAACAUUGAGGGACAAGGUGAAGGAGUUCGCCAACACCGUGUUCGAGCCAGUCAUCUUCACAUUGCACAGUCAAAUGAACAGCCAAGACCAACAGAAGGUCUUUGAUCCGGUCAGGCAUGGGCAGAAGAAAGUGGUAGGUUUUUGGAGUGUGGGGUAAUUUUUUUCGAAGGAGGGGUAAAUUUUGUUUUUUGCGUGGAGGGGGGUGAUUUGUGAUUUUGCUUACUUUUAUGACUCGGAGGUUUUGUAUGGUAUUUUAGAAGGGCGUGGUAAAAAAUUUUUUUGAGGGAUGGGAGUGGUAAAAAAUUUUUUGUAAUUGAUACUAACAAUCGACUUUUAGAUCCUGAGUACGAACAUAGCCGAAGCCUCCUUAACCAUCGACGACGUCGUAUUUGUGAUUGACUGUGGCAAGGUAAAAGAGAAAACCUACGACCACGUAAGUCGUAUCUCCCAGCUCAAAGUCUCAUGGAUCGCCCGUUCGAACGCGGACCAACGUUCCGGCCGUGCCGGACGAUGCCGCAACGGCUACUGCUUCCGCCUCUACAGCAAACGCGACUUUGAAAUGAUGUCACCGACUCAAGUCGCCGAAAUGAAGCGUGUAGCCAUCCACGAUGUAUGUCUACACGCCAAAAUGUUUGCCCCGGAUAAGAUGCCGGUCCGAAAGUUCCUGGAAUUGGCUCCAGAACCACCCGUACCAGGCGCAAUCGACCGCAGCUUAGAGUUUCUGGAGCAGCUGGGGGCAGUCUCCAUUGCCGACCGGCUGGCAGCCAGCAAGUACAAUCAACAAAAGCAGAAAGAUCCAGAACCAGUAUUGACUGAAUUGGGACGACUGGUCGCUCAUCUACCGUUAGAUCCACAACUGGCUAGACUAUUGUUGUUUGGAGUGGCAUUAAAGUGUGUGCAUCCAGUGUUAGGAUUGGUGGCUGCGUUGAGUCAUAGGGAUCCAUGUAAGUUGGGUUUUAGAGGGAUUUGGGGUCUUUUUCAUGGUUGUUGAAGUACUGUUUAGGCUUGUUAAGGUAAUUUUUGGGGUUGGUGAGGUACUUUUUAGGGUUGUUGGGGUACUUUUUAGGGUUGUUGAGGUACUUUUUAGGGUUGUUGGGGUACUUUUUAGGGAUUUUGGGGUACUUUGUACGGAUUUUGUGGUACUUUUUAAGCUUUUGAGGUACUUUUAGGCUUUUUUUGAGCAUUAUUGAUAGCUAUUAUAUCACUUAUAUAUUUAAAAUUUUUUUUUAAAUUUAAUUUUAGUUGUUCUACCCCUUGGGGAAGACCGUGGCGACGCCCUAUCAGCUAGAGACAAGUUUUGCCAAACCGACAUGUCCGACCAUCUGAUGCUCCUUCGUGCUCUAAACCUCUAUUGUCAACAACCAAACACAAGCCGGUCGAUCCAAACCUGUCGUCAGAACUUUAUGUCAUUCACAGCCAUGAAGAUGAUCGUCGGAAUCCGGAAACAACUCUUCCUGGAGAUGCGGCGCCUCCACCUGGUACCACAAGAUGCCGCCUCAUCAGAAGACCCCGACCUCAACCUCUAUUCCAACUCAUGGCCAAUGGUCCAGGGCGCAAUCGUGGCCGGAUGUUACCCAGGAGUGGCAUUUGUGAGGUCAGGAUCAAAGCUACGCAAAAUCAGGACCAACACCAGUAACAUGGCCACUCUUCAUCCAUCGUCGUCGUUGAAACGUCAAGUACAACAACAAAAACGACAGGUCGAACCAGAGAUUGAAUACCUAGUUUAUCAGGAAUUGUCAAGGAUUGACGAGGGACUCACGCUAAGAACGGUGACCGCCGUUCCUCCUAUGACCGUGGCCAUAUUUGCUGGACCAGUCAAGAUGAGUAAAGUCAUCAUUGAUGACUUUGAACUAGCUGAACAUGAGUUUGAAGAAGAUGAGAAAGUUGAGGAUAACACGGUCUCAGGAGAGGAAGAAGAUAAAGAAGAAGGAGAAGGCAAUGAAGAAGAAAAAGAAGGUAAUGAAGAAGGAAAAGUAGCCAAAGAAGGCAAUAAACAGGCUAAAGAAGAAGAAAAAGAACUCAAGAAAGAAAAGAAAAUGGAACAGGAAGAAGAAUACGACCCCUUCACUCCAUCCUUUGGUUCACCACCAAGCCCAUCCAAGUUCGAACGAGAAUACUACGUCGAACUGGAGAACUGGCUCGGCUUCAAAGGCCACUUCACUGACCUUCAACUCACCCUAAGGCUGAGGUUCAGAUUCAUGAACUACUUCUUGAAUGUACUCAAGAACCCAACAAGACCCUUAUCAAUUAGCCAACUGGAGAUUCUGAGAACCGUGGCCGACGUUCUGGAAAUGGACCACAAGAAGGCGGCCUUCAACACGGUAGACGACAUUUACACCCAGAAAUGGUACAAAAAGAUAUCACCGGUGAAUAGAAUGGAGAGGAAGAAGCCUGAGGGUAAGGGUUGGGUGGAAUUUGGGGGGGUUUUUGAAUUUUUAAGGGUUGAAAAAUGAAGUUUUUAAAAUUUUAGGUAUGAAAUUGAAAAAAAUUUUUAAAUUUUUUUAUUUUUGGAAUGGAAAUUUGAAUAUUUUGAAAUUUAGGUGGUAUUUUUCGAAAAGUUUGAAUUUUGUCCAAUUUGAAUGAAAAAAAAUUUUUUGAAAUUUUGAAAUUAUUUGAAUUUUUUAAAAAUCUGAAAUUUUUUAAAAUUUUUUAUUUUUAGUGUCUCCAGAAGAAAAACCUACCCAAAGUCAAUCCAAUUCCAUCGACCUUCAGACCGAUCAUCCCCAAAGACAUUCCAAAUGGACCGUCCUCAAACGAAGCCAGUCCAACUAGAACGACGCGAUUCUAAACCAGUCCACAUCGAAAGAAAUUCGAAUCGAAUUCCGCUAGACAGGAGGGAUUCAAGACCAGGACACUUUGAUAGGAAUGAGGCCAGGCCAGGACACUUCGAUAGGAAUGAAGCUAGAGGAAGUCAGAAUGAGAGGUAUCAAGGUGAUAGAUAUCAGAAUGACAGAAGGAAUGAAAACGGUUCUGUCCAGCUAGAAAGAAAGGACUCAAGAUUAGGCCAGUUUGAGAAGAAUGAUGUCAGAGCAAGUCAGUUUGAAAAGAAUGAAAGGCUAGUCCAGCCGGAUAAAAGAGACCCAAAACCGUAUCAGAAUGGCCAAAACAGCUUGGGAAAAGCGAAAGCUAGUCAAGAUGUGAGAUUAGACUACCAAAAUCGGUCUGAAAGUAGCUAUAAUAACAUGGAAAAGAACAGAAUGGACUAUCAGAAUAGACAAGAGAGUAGGCUGGAUCAGGAACGAAGGCAAGAAAGUAGAUCAGAAAGCGAUAGAAGGCAAGAAAGUAGAUUUGAUAACGACAGAAAGCAAGAUGACUACUACUCAAGACAGGAGAACAGACUGGAGUACCACUUUAAGCAAGCUCAAGACCAGUACAAAGCCAGUUCGAGGGUCGCACAGGAUCAAGCAGCUAGCUCGAAACUACUACAAGAUCAGGCUUCAAACUCGAGGCCAAAAGAAGGCCAGAUGUCAAGGCUAGAUCAAUCCAGAUCAAGCUUUAACGGAAAAUCAGCCGGAUCACGAUCAGACUACAAUCAUGGCAUAGAUCACGGAGAUUCGAGGCAUCUUCAUCAGCACACCGGGCCUCUGCAGGAUCAGUCGAGACUGUGGAGGGAUCAACAAAAUCAGGUCAGGUUUCCCAAGGACCAAGAUCUGUCUAGACUUCAUAAAAGCCAAGAUCAGUCCAGGCUUUACAAGGGCCAAGAUCAGUCCAACCCACUGAAAGAUCAAGAUCAGUCUUGCCUAAGCUAUCAAGAUCAACCCCGAUCUAGCCAAACCAAGCCGGAAAACCUUGGCCUAACGGUGGAAACCAAACCAGAAGACCCAAUUCCAGCGGAUCCAUCUCCAAACAACAAGGAUUCGGAAAGAUUACCAACAAAAGUACCAUCAAACCCAUCCGACUUGAUAUUGGCCCAGCUUAACAAAGCUCAGGCCAGGUCGCGGAACAAAGAAGAAAUGAGGAAGCUGGAGGAGAAACGCCUCUACAGACCACCGAAAAGCCUACAAAGACAACAAGAAAAACAAAAAGCAAAGGAAAAAGAAAAGAAUGGAGUGGCAAAAGAAGUAGAAGCAAAGGAAAAGGUCAAGGAAGGAAAUAAGGAUAAACAAGAGGAAGAUGAGGUAGGUGAAGGGAAUGAUAGCAAGGGAUUAAGGAUAAGAAAAGAAGGUUAUUAAAACAACUAAGGAAGGUUGGAAGAUAGAUGGAGAAUUUUUAGUUUUUGAGCAUAUAGCAAAGUGUCAAUAUCGAUUUUUUUGAUAUUAUUGAUUUUUUUGUUUUUUAUAUUAAAGACGAAGGCUUAAAGGUAGAUUAAUAAGAUGAAAAGGAGCAUUCUAAGUUACUUGCUUAAAAAUUGAAAAAAAAUUUUUGACGAAAUGUCACUAUUGCUUUUUUAUCUAAUGGCUAAGAAUUUGGUUAGGAUUAAAUUUUUGACUUUAAGAAUGCCGUUAUAAGAUAAAGUUUAUGAUUUUGAAGUGUAAUUUAGGAUUUUUAGUUAUAUUUAUAGUUCUGUGACGAAAUGUCAAAAUUAAUUUUUCUGGCGAAGGUAUUAGUUUUUCAAUUUUUUGCUUAUUUUUUAGUAUUUCUAGCCUUUUUGAUCGAAUUUUAAUGGAUUUAAGGAAGAAUAUAUUUAUUUUCAGCGUUCAAGAGCUCUCUUCAUGCAACGAAACAACACGGAUUCAGCAACGACAAGUUACGACGUUCCCACGGCUGUAAUGAGAGCUUCACAUAAGUCGUGGCGGAACUCGGAAAAGCGACCCAUGCCAAAUGACGCGCCUCAGAGAAGUCAGGACGAGAGGAAAGAUUCGAAUCGACGACGUUUCAUGGAUCGACCGGGCUAUGACAGUCGGCCGAAUCAUGAUAAUCGACAAGGUUAUGACAAUCGGCCAUGGAAUGACCAGCGUCAAGGCUAUGGUAUUCAACCAGGCAAUGACAAUCGUCAAAGCUACGACCGAUCGAAUCACGGUGAGAACGGCCGAAACCGGCGUCACGAUGCCGACAGUCCGGACUCGGAAGAACAUUACAUUUGGCGUGAGAAUUGGCACGAACUGAAACGCGCGAAGGACGGCUUCCAUCGGCACGAUCAACGCCAGAAGCACGAUCAACGUCCCGCGAAGAAGUCAGCCAACGACGAGAGAGCACUACGCGAGAAGAGGCCGCAGCGCAACGAAAGGAAUCAUUAA